CUUAAAUCCUUCCAACAUCUUCACUCUCAAGGAGUGAAUACCAAUUAUGAGACUUGAUUCAUAGUAGGUCUGGGUGAUAUAUCGGUAUAAACGAAUAUAUCGAUAUAUUUUUUAAUGGGAUAUGGAAUUAGACAAUUUGGCAUACAUCGAUAGAUUUCAAUUUGCGCUCUGCAAGCAAGCUGCCGACCCGGAGCUCUCUGCCCUGCUUCUCGCCCUCGCCCCGCCCAUCCUCUUUCCCGCGCAGAGGGGGGAGGGGCAGGGAGACACACUUCAACAAACAUGGAGGAAGCAACAACGUCGGCAUUUGGUGGCUAUAACUACCGACAACGAAAGCAACAUCGUCAAAGCGGUUGAGCUGAACAAGUGGCUGAGGAUGCAGUGCUUCGGUCACAGACUACACUUGACUAUUGGACAUGGCAUGAAUGACAAGCGCGUCACCCGGGCCAUUUCUCUGUGCAAGAGGAUUGUCAGCAUUUUUUCAUACAGCUGGAAAAAAAGGAGACAUCUUGCUGGAAUCCAGAUUCAGAUGGGUCUGCCAAGCCACCAACUCAUAACCGAGUCUGCCACACGCUGGGAAUCAAGGCAGCAGAUGAUAGAGAGAGUCCUGGAGCAGGAAAGAGCACUGUCCAAAGUCCUAUCUGAGGACAAAAAGACCAGGUACCUUGUCCCUACCCGGCAGGAUUUAGAGGUCCUAGAAGCAGUCCAAAAGGUCCUGAAACCGCUCCAGGACUUUACCGAUGCUUCGUCAGCUGAGAAGUACGUCACUCUAUCAUAUGUGAAACCUGUGUUGCACCUUUUUAACGAAAGUCUCCUGGCAUGUGAAGAAGGUGAUAGCGACCUCUGUAAAUCAAUCAAGACCAACAUUGCUGAGUACCUCAACAGGAAGUUUUCUGACCCAGACACCACUGACCUAUUGGAUAUGGCUUCAUUUGUCGAUCCACGGUUCAGGGCCACCUACAUCCCAAGGGAAAAAGUUGAUGCAUUGAAGCACGGAGCUGUCUUGGAGGUGGAUACGCUACUGGCUGAUCAGAGCAGCUGUCAACCGCAUUACCAGCGUGUGCCCACUGUGCCUGAGCCAGCAGAUGGAGAUGCAGCAGUAGCACCAAAAGCUAAGACACUGGCAAGCUUCUUCAAGCAGCUCACACCCACCACCACAGCAGCACCAAACAAGAGGGGGGCUAUUGAAAAUGAACUGUCAAGUUACUUGCAGUCAGCAAGUGUGGAGAGUGACACUGAUCCCCUCAAGUGGUGGAAGGAUCAUGAAGUUGUCUUUCCAGGUCUGAGCCGCCUGGCAAAAAAAUAUCUCUUGGUUCCAGCUACCAGUUCACCCUCUGAAAGGGUUUUCAGCUGCAGUGGCAAUAUCGUGACCUGCCACAGAGCAUCUCUGAAGCCGGAUACCGUUGACAGGCUGGUGUUUCUCGCACAAAAUCUUUGAACAAAGGAGGACACUCUUGUUAGUCUUCUAAUGUCUACCUCAAGACAGCAUUACUGUUCAUCAAAGUAAGAAAAUAGGGGGGAAAUGUUUGAGUUCUUAAACUAAGCACUUUAUUUUGUUCUUGCUGCCCCUACUAUUGUUUUUCUUAUAUUAUUUUGUAAUGUUCAUUGUUUACAUCUGUGGAUUUGUUAUAGUUGUCAAAUGUUCAUAUUUGACUUUUCUCAAAUAUAUAAAUAGGCACUAUUUCUGAAAGAUUGUCCAAUUUUAUAGCAUUUUCUUUAAGAUAUUUUUUUAUUUAUAUGUGCACCUUAUGGAGCUUUGUUUACAAAAAGAACACUCCUGUUAUACACUUUAUGUUUACAUAUUAUUAUUUGGACGG
Molecule: messenger RNA, 1814 nt
Organism: Gasterosteus aculeatus aculeatus (three-spined stickleback)
Lineage: Eukaryota; Metazoa; Chordata; Actinopteri; Perciformes; Gasterosteidae
Source: RefSeq, a predicted model, not a curated record